UAGCUUUUGGAAGAAAAAUGCAGAAUUUGUCCUCACUCGCAAGGUGUUCGAUGAAAUGUCCCAACCGAAUUCCUUUUGUGGCGAAGUUAGCGGUGAGAGAGGAAUUUGAUUUAGUUGAUGUUAACGGCUCAAUAUACUUAAUCCUGACACUAGGAAUUUGAUUCAUUGGCCAAACGGCCAGGUUCUGAGUGGAGAACUAGACUCACAUUGCUGCAGCUAUCCUAUUCUUUACAAUGUAAUAUACAUGGAGGUAAUCCUUAAGCAUAGAGAUCUUAAGGAGGAGUGGGUGUGGUUGCUAGAAAGGCUGGAUUAUUUUCCCAACCUUCGAAAUCUUACCAUUAUCGAGGACAAUGGGAAUGGAGACGAAAUUGUGUAUAAUUGGAGGGAACAAACAUCUACUCUGGGAUGUCUUUCAACACAGCUUAGAACAUGUUUGAUUAAACAAUUUACAUACACAGAAUGUGGUCUUCAAUUUGCUGAAUAUAUUUUGAGGAAUUCAAAGGUACUGGACACAAUGUCAAUCAAGAGUGCUUCAUUCAUAAAUGAAAAUGUCAAGCACCAAAUGUUAAUGAUAUUAGCUUCGGAGGAAUUCAAAGGGGCUGUUUUGACAAAGCCGACUGAUCCAGGAGCAGUUUGAGAUUGAUACAACGCUGAUAGUUUGGCUGCACCCAAGCCUCUUAUCAAACUGCUGGAUCUGAUGGAAAAUUAGUUGAUCGGGAAGCGCGUCUAACUGCAAUCUCUUCAAGCGGAGCAAAGGUACUGAAUUGGAAUGGAUUUAAAUGUCUGAAACUCGCUUGUAUUAGCGUUGAACUGGGGUGCAUCUAAUUUGAUUUGGGAUCGCAUCUCUCGCACUAACCGUAAUAAUAGGUAUGCUUUAAUGUGAACAUAGUUGGAUGAGGCCAUAGGUUCUGUUUGCUAUUUUGAACUAGCCAUACCUCCUGUUUCUUCCUGAUUUUUUUAUAUGGUGCAACAUUGUCUCCUUUUUUUUUUGUCUCAAUUCUGAAAAGAAUUGGUUUGAAUUGUGUUUGAAUGCUGCAGGGAGUUUAUAGCAGCAGGUUCAAAAAAUGUUAGUAAUCAGUGACAGAAAGUUAGGUUAAUAUUUAAUUGUUAGAAUUGAAAAAGCUGUUGUGGGUUAGGUGAUUUGUCUUUAAGAUAGUCAUAAGGAUGGUUCCAUGGUAGAUUUGUCUUUAGGAGAAAACCAUUGUUGCAUAACUUUGGUGAUUGUAUAUAUUUAGUAGAAGCAAUACAUAUCUAGA
Messenger RNA from Vicia villosa (hairy vetch), 1256 nucleotides. RefSeq lists its product as uncharacterized. The coding region runs from base 245 to 637 and encodes 130 amino acids. The record is from RefSeq and is a predicted model, not a curated record. The transcript has 5 exons. Lineage: Eukaryota; Viridiplantae; Streptophyta; Magnoliopsida; Fabales; Fabaceae.